Molecule: messenger RNA, 1835 nt
Organism: Elaeis guineensis (African oil palm)
Lineage: Eukaryota; Viridiplantae; Streptophyta; Magnoliopsida; Arecales; Arecaceae
Product: UDP-glycosyltransferase 73E1-like
Molecular function (GO): UDP-glucosyltransferase activity
Source: RefSeq, a predicted model, not a curated record
CAGCCCCCAGCAUUUCUUGCGCCAGAUCUCAUCCUUCUGCGCUAUAAACUCACCUACAUAGAUUUUGCGCCCUUCUUAGGACGAGAACUCAUAAGCACUGACGAAGAAUUCUGAGUCGAGUCCCUCCCUCUUUGCCAUCUUCUCAGAAUUACCGUGCUUCAUUCCAAAUUUCACUCGACCACCCUCUUUGAACAAUUAAAUUGGCAACCAUGAGCGGUCUCCAUGAUCCAAAAGCACACUUCAUUUUGGUCCCUCUAGUAGCGGCUCAAGGCCACACGAUCCCCAUGCUCGACAUGGCCCGUCUCCUCGCCGAGCGUGGAGCUCGUGUCAGCUUCAUCACCACUCCCGUCAACGCCGCCCGAAUCAAGCCCAUCAUCGACCGGGUGAAGGAUUCGCACCUACCAAUCCAAUUCGUCACCCUUCCCUUUGCUUGCGCAAAAGCCGGCUUGCCCGAUGGAUGCGAGAACUUCGACCUCCUCCCUUCCACCGAAUACGUGAAGGCCAUGUUCGAAGGCACAAGCGUCCUUCAAGAACCCCUGGAGCUCUUCCUCCGAGAGCUACGUCCCAAGCCCAACUGCAUGAUCGCCGACAUGUGCAAUCCGUGGACCAUGGAGGUGGCUCGCAAGCUCCGAAUACCGAGGAUCAUCUUCCAUGGGCCCUCCUGCUUCUACCUUCUGUGCCAACACAACAUCGCCCUGCACAGCGUCUACGAGCGCGUCGCCGAUGACUUCGAGCCCUUCCUCGUGCCAGACUUGCCUCGCCAGGUCCAGGUGAACAAAGCCCAGGCGCUGGCGUUCGCCACCGGGCCUGAGUGGGCCAACUUUAUGCAUCAGUUGGCGAUGGCGGAGUCAACGGCUGAUGGCAUUGUGAUCAAUAGUUAUGAUGAUUUGGAGCCUUGGUACAUCGAGAACUAUCAGAAGGCCAAGGGGAAGAAGAUUUGGACCAUCGGACCGCUGUGUCUCUGCAACAAGGAUGUGACAAGUAAAGCGACAAGGGGGAACAAGGCGUCCAUGGACGAGCAUGCUAUUAUAAAAUGGCUCGACACCAUGGAACCAAGUUCUGUUAUCUAUGCUAAUUUUGGCAGUGCCGCGCGCGCGCCCCCUUCACAGCUUAUCGAGAUCGGAUGCGGUCUUCAGGCGUCGAACCAGCCAUUCAUCUGGGUGGUCAAGGAGGCCGAAUUAACCCCCGAGAUAGAGAAUUGGCUGUCCGUGGAAUUGGAGGAGAGCACAAGCUCGAGGGGUCUUGUAAUUAGAGGGUGGGCUCCGCAGAUGGUGAUCCUGUCGCACCCGGCGGUCGGAGGAUUUUUGACACAUUGUGGGUGGAAUUCAAUAUCGGAGUCGAUCUCAGCGGGCGUGCUGAUGAUAACAUGGCCUCAGUUUUCUGAUCAAUUCUUAAAUGAGAAAUUAAUUGUGGAUGAAUUGGAAAUUGGAGUCGCUGUCGGAGUGAAGGUGCCUACCAGCCAUGUAAGUGAGGAUGGUCCUGUGGUGGUAGGGAGAGAUGAUGUACAGAAGGCGGUAUCGAGGUUGAUUGAUGACGGGGAGUGUGGCAAAGAGAGAAGAAUGAGGGUCAAGGAGCUGCAGGAGAAAGCUACGAAGGCAAUGGAAGAAGGAGGGUCAUCCUAUGUGAACAUGACACGCUUGAUCCAAUAUAUCAUUGAGAAUACAAAUGAGGAGCUCUAGAUUGAUUUGAUUUUGUGAGAGUUUUACUAUUUCAAGAUGCAAGCUUGUUUGUUAUAUAUGUGUAUGUUAGAGCUUUUAUUUUGUUCGCAUCAUUUACCUAUAUAUAUGGUUGUCCACCAGUAAGUGCAACAUUAAUCAAAGCUUUUUUUACCCAAA